AUGGCCCAUUCCUCCGCAGACACGCCUCGAACUCCCCUCGAAGAGGGCGCACCUCUUCUGUCCCGGAUCAAUUCAGAAGAGGAGGCAGCCGUCAGCGAAUCGCCGAAAGAAAAGAAGCCAUGGAUCAUCCUCUGUGUGCUACUCUUUCUCCUCGUCUCUAUCGUCGAUGUUGGAGCCUUCUUGGCCGAAGCACCCAGAACCCGCGUAUAUGAGGCGAAUCUAUGCCUUCGUUACUAUGAAGAACACGAUCCGACCAAGAUUGGACCCGGUGGGACUAUACCGGAGGAGCUUUGUAAACAAGACACCAUCCAACAGAAGAUGGCCAUGAUCUUCGGUUGGCAGGAUCUCUUUGACGCGAUACCGGGCAUUUUACUAGCAGUCCCCUUUGGUACGUUGGCAGAUAAGCGGGGAAGGAAGUGGGUAUUCAUUGCCAGUUUGAUGGGUUUAGAACUCAGCAUGGCGUGGACUCUAUUCAUUUGUUAUUUUCGUAGCCUCCCUCUUGAGCUUACGUGGAUCUCAUCGGCCUUCUUGGUCAUAGGAGGAGGUCCUAUCGUUGCCAGUGCCAUCGGCCUUACAAUGAUGUCCGAUAUCGUUCCUCCAGAGAGGCGCACUGGUGUCUUUCUGUAUUUCACCGCCGGCGUCCUAGUUGCUGAACUCAUAGCCCCUAUCCUGUCAGCGCGUCUGAUGGAUUAUGGGGAGUGGCUUCCGCUUAUUCUUGCUCUCGUCAUCCAACAGAUGGGCAUCUUUGUGGCUUUGGCAUGUCCGGAAACCUUGCAUUUGCGCGACCUACCCGAACCACAUGAUCCGGAGUUCGACCAAACCAUAGAGUUGCAACCCGUAAAAGAGCCCAGCGCCUUUGCGAUCAAAACACAACUACGGAACUUCAAAGAUGCUUUUGUAUUUCUGUGUCGCGACACCACCAUGGCUCUCGUCAUAUUCGCCUUUCUGGUUAGUCGACUGGGGAGGCAGGCAAUGAGUAUGCUCAUCCGGUAUGCAUCAAAGCGAUACAACUGGAAGAUUAAGAAGGCUGCCUAUCUGCUGUCCUUUCGUGCCGCGACGAACCUUGUUGCUCUCACCGUCUUUGUACCUGGGGUCAAUAUGUUUCUUUUGAGAGUCAUUCGGCUGCCCGCGCAUUGGGCUGAUUUGUGGCUAGCCCGUAGCAGCAUCAUCCUCAGUACGCUUUCUUUUGUUAUUAUGGGCAUCGCCGCCCAUCCGGCUCUCCUCGUUUUGGGCCUUCUGGUUUUCAAUCUCGGCACCGGAUACAAUGCGGCCCUGCGAAGUGUUUCCAUCCAUGUGGUUGGAGGUCAGUCGAGUCCCGAUAUUGGCAGACUAUUUGCUGUUAUUGCAAUCGUGGAAAGCAUCGGUGUCAUGAUUGCUGGGCCAGCUCUGGCUGCCAUAUUUGAAUGGGGUAUUGAACUGGGAGAACCUUGGAUCGGGAUACCAUUCCUUGCCACGGCCGCCGUACACGGAGCAGUAACCUUUGUCACAUUCAUCAUCUCCGUCAAAGACAGGCCAAUGUCGGCCCCAGGGUAUGUACAGGUCGAUAAUGAAGAUUCGGAGCCAGAGGAUGGCACUGUGGGCAGACGACAUCAAGACUGA
Westerdykella ornata is the source of this 1599-nucleotide messenger RNA. Its product is annotated as MFS general substrate transporter. The transcript is spliced from 3 exons. Gene Ontology annotation, biological process: transmembrane transport. The record is from RefSeq and is a predicted model, not a curated record. Gene Ontology annotation, molecular function: transmembrane transporter activity. Lineage: Eukaryota; Fungi; Ascomycota; Dothideomycetes; Pleosporales; Sporormiaceae. Bases 1 to 1599 code for a protein of 532 amino acids. Gene Ontology annotation, cellular component: membrane.